AAAUACGGCAGACUUUUAUUUUAUUUGUGAAGUGUCGUAAAUUUGGAGUGACGCGUUCCUUUACGGCACUGGUUUUCACCGCACCGUCUGGGAGUAGUCGUACGUCUUUGAAUCAAUACGAAUUUGUACUCCAGCAAAGGCAAUGGCAAAGUUCCAUGCACCUGUGAUUCAAGACAACCCAUCAGGAUGGGGUCCUUGUGCUGUUCCUGAGAAGUUUAAAGACAUGCCCUACCAGCCUUUCAGUAAGGGAGACCGACUGGGAAAGGUAGCAGACUGGACUGGUGCAACAUACCAAGAUAAGAGAUACACAAAUAAAUACUCAUCUCAGUUUGGAGGCGGCAGUCAGUAUGCUUAUUUCCAUGAGGAGGAUGAGACCAGCUUCCAGUUGGUGGAUACUGCUAAGACUCAGAAGACCGCCUAUCAGAGGAACCGUAUGCGCUUCGCUCAGAGGAAUCUUCGGAGAGACAAAGAUCGCAGGACUCUUACUCAGUUCAACAUGCAGACCCUGCCUAAGAGCGCCAAGCAGAAGGAAAGGGACCGUAUGCGCUUGCAGAAGAAAUUCCAGAAGCAAUUUGGAGUCAGAAAUAAGUGGCUUCAGGCGCAGCUCAAACCCAGGGACUCUUCUGUGGAGGUGCGCAGUGACUGGGAGGUGAAGGAGGAGAUGGACUUCCCCAGGCUCAUGAAAAUGAGAUACAUGGAUGUGGCCGACCCCGCUGACAUUGAGUGCUGUGGGGCUCUUGAGCACUACGACAAGGCUUUCGAUCGCGUCACCACACGCAAUGAAAAACAACUCAAGAGCAUCAAGAGGAUCUUCCACACCGUUACCACCACUGAUGACCCUGUGAUCCGCAAGUUGGCAAAAACCCAGGGCAAUGUGUUUGCCACUGAUGCCAUCCUGGCAACCCUGAUGUGCUGCACACGCUCAGUGAACUCCUGGGAUAUCAUUGUUCAGCGUGUGGGCAACAAGCUCUUUUUUGACAAGAGAGACAACUCUGAUUUUGACCUGCUUACUGUGAGUGAGACUGCGAAUGAGCCGCCUCAGGACGAGGGCAGUUCCCUCAACUCCCCCCGAAACCUGGCCAUGGAGGCCACCUACAUCAACCACAACUUCAGCCAGCAGUGCCUCAGAAUGGGAGGAGAGAGGUACAAGUUCCCCAAUCCUAACCCAUUUGUUGAGGAGGACACGGAGAAGAGUGAGGUGGCUUCUGUUGCCUACAGGUACCGGAGGUGGAAGCUCGGGGAUGACAUUGACCUCAUCGUGCGCUGUGAGCAUGAUGGAGUGAUGACUGGUGCAAACGGAGAAGUCUCUUUCAUCAAUGUCAAGGCCCUGAAUGAGUGGGACUCCAGAUACUGCAAUGGAGUGGACUGGAGACAGAAACUGGAUUCCCAGAGAGGAGCAGUUCUGGCCACAGAGCUGAAGAACAACAGUUACAAAUUGGCCCGCUGGACCUGCUGUGCCAUUCUCGCAGGAUCUGAGUACCUCAAAUUAGGGUACGUCUCCCGUUAUCAUGUCAAGGACUCAUCUAGGCACGUCAUCUUGGGCACACAGCAGUUCAAGCCCAACGAGUUUGCCAGCCAAAUUAACCUGAGCAUGGAGAACGCCUGGGGCAUCCUGCGUUGCGUGAUCGACAUCUGUCGCAAGCUGGAGGAGGGCAAAUACCUCAUCCUCAAAGACCCUAAUAAGCAAGUAAUCAGGGUGUACAGCUUGCCUGAUGGAACCUUCAGCUCGGAUGAAGAUGAAGAGGAGGAUGAUGAGGACGAGGAAGAAGACGAAGAGGAUGAAGACAAUUAAGGUGUCAUUAACUUCCACAGCUGUCGGUAUUAUGUGUUUCAGUGCUGUCAGAGCUGAAUAAAGAUAAUUGAUUAUUCAUUCACUGUGGUGAUGUGUCUGUCUAAUAAAGAGCACAUUCAGGUUUGA
Messenger RNA from Cyprinus carpio (common carp), 1918 nucleotides. It is a transcript of the gene eif3d, whose product is annotated as eukaryotic translation initiation factor 3 subunit D-like. Gene Ontology annotation, cellular component: cytoplasm; eukaryotic translation initiation factor 3 complex. Bases 143 to 1792 code for a protein of 549 amino acids. The record is from RefSeq and is a predicted model, not a curated record. NCBI's taxonomy places the organism in Eukaryota, Metazoa, Chordata, Actinopteri, Cypriniformes, Cyprinidae. The transcript has 16 exons. Gene Ontology annotation, biological process: translational initiation. Gene Ontology annotation, molecular function: translation initiation factor activity.